GGUUUCGUAAUCGCGUCGCCGGCGUUUCCGCCCUCGGCCGGCCCCACCUCUGCCGGCCCGCCCUCGACUCCCCGCCGUGUCGAGAAGCAGCCCGGGGACCCGGAGUGGCGGAGCCCCCGCCCGCAGAGGGGACGCCGGGAAGCCGCAGGAUUCCACAUCUAAAGAAGACAGGACCUUGAGCCUGCCUGCCUGCCCACCUGCCCGCCCGCCUGCCUGCCUGCCUGCCCACCUGCCCGCCCAAGCCUUUUACCACUGUUCUUAGUGGCCCCACCAAGGCAGAGACUCCAACCUUCACCGAAAGGCCACUUACUGGUCUCUAGGAUUUCUACCCUUUCCCCAAACGAUCCACAUCUGAGUGUGAGGACUGGUUGGUUAGCAACCAACAAGAGCCCCCUGGGGCCUCUGGCAGCGGCCUGAAGCUGGAACCUUCAGGGAAUAUGAGCGAGUUUUGGCACAAACUGGGAUGCUGCGUGGUGGAGAAACCCCAGCCAAAGAAAAAGAGAAGACGGAUUGACCGCACCAUGAUUGGAGAGCCAAUGAACUUUGUCCACCUGACUCACAUCGGCUCUGGGGAGAUGGGGGCUGGAGAUGGACUUGCCAUGACAGGUGCAGUUCAGGAGCAGAUGAGAUCCAAGGGAAACCGUGACAGACUGUGGAGCAAUUCUAGGGCCUUGUAGCUCCCAUGAGACUGGUUCUGAAGUCUUGGAAUUCCUGUUCUGUGUCCAGCCCAGAAGAAAUGCCAUCACUAGAUCCCUUCAACCAGUGACCCAAGGGCCCCGCUCUCUCUCUCUAACAAGUGCCUCAAAAGGAGUGGGGGCUGGACUCCCUCUACUCCCUCUGGCCUCUGCCCCUCCUGGAGAUGGGGGUCAAGGCAGCAGGACUGACCGAGUGACUACUAGUGGGCCAGAGGGCUUCAGCUGAAGCCCUGCACACCCUCGAUCUGAACUGGGGGUUCUCUGGGAACCUGUAAUAGGUUCCCUGCUCCUGAAUGAAGGUCGAGUGCCGCCUGUUUAAACUUCUUGCCUUUAUUCUUUAAUCGAGGCAGGCCGGGAGCCACAGCUGAACCCGACUUUACUACAAUGCUCCCUGCUUCCCUGCCCUCUCUUUCCUUCUAGAAUGAACAAUGCAGAGGUGAAGGGGCUGGGUGACCACUGCCCAGUCCACUCUGGAUUUCAGACCUUAAGGUCACAGCCCCACCAUGUCUCUCUGCUGGCACCAGGGUCUUGCUCCAGAUAGGCCUCUAAUCCCAUGCUUCUGUAGUAUUAAUAGCUUCCCAGAAAUAUUUUUUUUAAUUAAAAUUUUGAGUUCUUUUAAUUACCCCCAUCCUGCUAUCUCUGUCCUUUCCCCGCCCCUUUAAGAAACCGUAGGUUUCCCAUUGAGUAAGAGUUAAGGGAUGGAUCUUAAUUUGACCACAUUCCAUUUAAGACUUGGAGUCCUGGCCUACCCUCCAUCAGCCUCCCUGCUGGCCCAGGUGAAAGGAAGAGGGGGGUUCCAGAUAAAAAGCCAGGAUGUGGCAAACUUAGCUGUAUCUCAGGGUAGACUUCCUGUGAGGGUGAUGAGGUAAAUAGGUUGGAAGCUCUUUGGAGCACAGGCCCUAAGAUCCUUUCUGAAAGCAUGGCUUUUCAACUCCCAACACUUGAAAAUGGUUUGGACAGUUUGGGCUGCACAGUUCUUUGUAACGGAGGGCUGUUCUGCACAAACUACAGCAUCUCCGCUCCCCCACCGGCGCCACCCCAGUGUGGCAACCAAAAUAUCUCCAGAAAUUGCCAAAUGUCUCCCAGGGAUGAGAUCACCCACCAUUGAGAGUCAAGGUAUGUUUCCCUUAAGUGAUUUCCACAGGGCCCCCCACCCCCCCUCUGGUGAUUCAUCUUGAGCCGUGGGUGAGCUAGCGCCCUCCUAGGUCAUAGACUCAGCAGAGCUGCAUAUCCUUAUUUCAGAUGUGUUGCUCAAGUCUCUGUUCUUGAUCUCUUCCUGAGGGCUUUUCAUGGUGCCGAGAUGGGAACGGAGCAUGCUGGGAUGAGAGGAGAGGGACCUGAAGCUGCAGUGACGGUUAUGCUGUCUGUCCGCUAAGCAGCCUCUCUGCUCUAGUCUUUGAACCCAGCGUAAGACUCAGGGACUUUGGAAGAUCAGGUGUCACCACAUGGCCGAAGAGUGUGCUUUAGAUGGGGAAGCACUGUAGUAGCAGAGUCUGUAGGCCCUUUGUUUUCUCAGGUGUUUUUUGUUCUGGCCCUUUCUUUGCAGGCUGAUUAGAAAGGCAGAACAAGACAGAUGAGCUCCUGCCUGUUCCUAGGAGAGAGGACUGGGGUCUCAUUAGCUCUGUAAAAGGAAGCUUGUUUUGUGGUAAUGGGUCAGGGUUGUGGAAACUGAUCCGCUCCUGCUGACUCCAUCCAUCCAGUUACCCCUUGCCUAGUGACCGAGGUUUUCAUUUGUCCAAAGCCUUGCGCCCCAUGGUGGCGUUUCAGGCUCUAAGACUGGUCAUGGAUGUCCAUUCGGUGUUUGCCUCCUUGAGGUUCCAGUCAGGCCUGCCUCCUUCAACGGAGUUUUACCUUGUUGCCCGAGAGCAGUUUGCAGACACAGAGGACCUGAGCCCCCUGCCAGCAUGCUCCAGGGAAGGCCAUGAACAUCAGGUCACCUUGGCAAAAGGCUGGGCACUGUGUGGGGUUAACUGGAGAGGACACAGUGUAGGUGACCCCUGAGCUUCAGGCUCACGUUAGUUUCUUCAAGCACGGUCUCCUGCCUCGAGCUACCUUCUCUAGUGUGUCUGCUGCCACCACUUAACAAGGUGAUUGGAAUGAGUUUGAGUCAUAAUUUAUAUUAAAAAGCUGAUGGACUUUUAAGAUAAUUUUUUUUUCAAAUAAAAGAAUUAAGCAAAA
Mastomys coucha (southern multimammate mouse) is the source of this 2873-nucleotide messenger RNA. It is a transcript of the gene Cdc42se1, whose product is annotated as CDC42 small effector 1. Gene Ontology annotation, molecular function: small GTPase binding. The record is from RefSeq and is a predicted model, not a curated record. Gene Ontology annotation, biological process: regulation of Rho protein signal transduction. Gene Ontology annotation, cellular component: plasma membrane. The transcript has 5 exons. The coding region runs from base 438 to 677 and encodes 79 amino acids. Lineage: Eukaryota; Metazoa; Chordata; Mammalia; Rodentia; Muridae.